Acanthamoeba castellanii str. Neff is the source of this 687-nucleotide messenger RNA. RefSeq lists its product as uncharacterized. Gene Ontology annotation, biological process: DNA damage response. Gene Ontology annotation, cellular component: external side of plasma membrane. The transcript is spliced from 4 exons. The coding region runs from base 1 to 687 and encodes 228 amino acids. The record is from RefSeq and is a predicted model, not a curated record. Lineage: Eukaryota; Discosea; Longamoebia; Acanthamoebidae.
AUGUGCCCUCAUGUCCUGCCCCCUGAAGGUGUGGUGACGGCCCCUUCGAGUACCGUGGGCAGGGUCACGGUGGGCUUCGAGCUCAAGGACGAAGAUGCGUCCGCCUGUCUUCUCCGCGCCCAAACCUUCAUGUCCCAAAUCAUCAACUCGCUCCUGGCCAACGAAACUUUGGGUGUGAGUCAGGUGAAGACGGACAGCUUCGCGUUUGCCCCGCUGGCCUACUGGGAGCAGCCGCCAGUCUCGGGCUACGGCGUGAAGAACUUCGUGUCGUUCAACACCCCCGUGGAGACCAUUGGCGAAGCCAUUGCGGUCGCCAUCGCCAACGGCGCCCAGAUCAUCCAGAACGUGCAGUUCAUCACCAGCCCAAACUCUGGUCUUGACUCCCUCCGCCCAGUGCUUCGACGCAACGUGCGGCAGUACUACUUGCAGGCGCAGUCCCUGGCCCUGGACGACGCGAUUACCCAGGCGAAGGCGAUCAUGGCGAAGCUGAUGUGCAGGUGGGACGGCAUCUACUCCAUCGUGGCCAACUCCCCCGGCUACGGCUACGGCCACGUCGACUACGGAUUUGCUGCGGAGGCCUCCCGUUCGUUCAUGCAAGCCAGCGCGCCUGUCAUCAUGAACGACGCCGAGGAGGUCAGGGCCUCAGUGACCGUCCAGUUCACGUACUCGGGGUGCAUUCACUCCUAA